Diaporthe batatas is the source of this 4073-nucleotide messenger RNA. RefSeq lists its product as uncharacterized. Gene Ontology annotation, molecular function: heme binding; FAD binding; oxygen binding. The coding region runs from base 135 to 1367 and encodes 410 amino acids. Gene Ontology annotation, biological process: nitric oxide catabolic process; cellular response to nitrosative stress. The transcript is spliced from 2 exons. NCBI's taxonomy places the organism in Eukaryota, Fungi, Ascomycota, Sordariomycetes, Diaporthales, Diaporthaceae. The record is from RefSeq and is a predicted model, not a curated record. Gene Ontology annotation, cellular component: intracellular anatomical structure.
GUGAACGUCGCUGCUCCACGGAUUCUUCUGAGCCAAAAUCUGUUCCCCGGUCUCUUGCAGCCCAUAUUACCGCGAGUCCGAGUCAUCAAUUCAACAGUUCAAAUCUUUUGUUUUUGUUUGGCAACAAGUUGGUCAUGUCUUUCACGUUGAGUUACCAGCAGAUGAGGCUGGUUAAGGCAACCAUACCGACGCUGAGAGAAAAGGGUGAAGAUAUCACAAGCAUCUUCUAUAAGGAGAUGCUGAAAAAUCAUCCUGAGCUGAACAACUACUUCAAUUCGGUUAACCAGGCCAAUCACAGGCAACCUCGUGCCCUGACAUCAAUCAUUCUUGCAUUUGCCAGUGCCAUCAACUACGACAUGAGUGAACUUAUCCCGAAACUCGAGCGCAUGUGUAAUAAGCAUUGUUCUCUCGGCAUCAAGCCAGAGCACUACGAGAUUGUGGCCGUAUAUCUCAUUCGCGCAUUCAAGACGGUCCUUGGGUCAGCAAUGACCGCCGACACGGAGGUAGCAUGGAUCAAAGCAUAUUGGAUUCUCGCCAAGAUGCUCAUCGGGCGAGAGAAGCAGAUAUACACAGCGUUCGGAACCUGGGCAGGGUGGAAAUCGUUCAAAAUCGAGCGCAAGGAGUCCGAAACCGACGACAUCGUUUCAUUCUACCUCACGCCACAAGACAAGAAGCCCCUGCCUGGCUUCUUCCCAGGACAAUAUAUAUCUGUGCAAUCAAGCCCACCACACGUUGGGUAUCUCCAAUCGCGACAAUUCUCACUCAGCGAUGCACCACACGAAAGCUACUAUCGCAUUACUGUCAAAAAGGAGUCUGGCCGUUCAGAAUAUCCUCCAGGGGUCAUGACCAGCUUCCUGAUUGACUCCCUCAACCCUGGCGACUUCGUCGACGUGACCCAUCCAGCGGGCGAGUUCUUCCUCGACACCAACAACUAUUCCAGCGUGCCAGUGGUCCUGAUCAGCGCGGGAGUGGGCGUGGCCCCGAUGGUGAGCAUGUUGAACACCAUGAUGGACCUGCAGCCAAUGCGGGAGGUCAGCUGGGUACAUGGGGCACGACGCAUGAUCCCCUUCUACAACCACAUCGGGGCAGCCAAGAAGCAGAUGCCAAACCUGAGAACCAAUAUCUUCAAGACGCACUUGGCGGAGCAGGACCUGGCCGGUGUCACGUACGACUAUGACUUCCGUGUCGACCUGGCCAAAGUCGCCCGGGAGGACUUGUUCUUGCACCAUGGCGGUACUGAGUACUAUAUCUGCGGGCCCGAGCAAUUCAUGGUCGAGAUGGCCGACUAUUUGAAAAUGCAAGGGGUCGGAGUACAAAGGCUCAAGUUUGAGCUCUUCAGCACUGGCGACAUGGUUGCGAUCGAGUGAUGAUUCCCGAGUCUACAUCUCUCUAAGUACCUAGCGUCAAUGAGAAACAUAGGGGGCCAAACGCUAUCUCCUCGGCAAUCCACGUUGCACGUGCCUUAGUCGCUGUGUACAGAACCUGGGUAAAGGAACCUGACGGAACGUCUCGCAUAGCUGGCACAAAGGAAAGGGGCAUCUUCGAAGAACCUCACGUCAACUAGUGGUCGAGGGCCACCUGGAUGUGACACAUCACACAACGCAUAGGAUUCAGCGGUGAGGCAUGAAGCGACAUCUAUCUGUAUCAAAGAAAGCCCCGACCAGCACCAGUGGUUCGGUAUGGUAUAUGUUUAAAGGGACAGCGAUCAGGCGACAAUCGAGCGAUGCUCUUACGAUACAGUUCGGAAUCAUGAUGGUUGGACAUGUUGUCGUCAAAAUCGAGGCACACAAAAGUGGAGUUCUCAACUGGGGGGAGAUCUUGAGUCAUUUGCUUCAUUCCGUCAUUCAGCAAAGUUGAAAACGCGGUGCAAUUGCAGAGGUACGAUAUAAAUGUUUAAUCACGCUUUGGUCCACACCAAGCGACUUUUAUCAGCGGUAUGCAUCACACCGACACGCAUCAUAUUGUACGGGUGCCAAGUCAGAUCGAUGACACGAUAAUGAGGAGUUCGUUUGAGCGUUUCUGCAAGGACGAAAAAAAUACAGACUGUUACAAAGACACGCAUAAGACUUCCGCGUAAGACCAUGAUACGGAAUAGACGAUCGGGUAUCACUGCUUCAUCAACUCCCACGCCAUGAGCUCGAGGCUUCAGUAAACAGUUAUAAGACAUUUCACGGGGGCGGAGGACCCCUCCCACCUUUCCCACCACCAGGAGGUCCGCGAGGUCCACCGGGUCGGCCGAAACCCCCCCAAUAAUUGUCUCCAUCACCUAGUAUGCUCGACGAGUUGGCACAUCGAGGAGAUUCAUAGUCCUCCUUAGUGCCAAAAGGCCACAUCGGGAUCACGCACACCUGAUCAACGUCACACUGCGAACAGCGCUUGAAGCGAGCCCAACUCAGGUGCUCAACCAGCAAACUAAUGGUUUCCAUGGCAUCAUUGAGUGCAAGCUGCUCCAUCCCGUGGCCAGUAGUAGAUCUGUUGACGAGAACGUCUCUCGCCUCGAACAGUCUAGUGCAAAUUUCUGACGCGACACUCUUGAUUGCGGUAUGUAUCAAGUUGUCGGCUGCGGUCUGAGGAGAGAUGCCAUGAAGGUAGAACUCGGUGCAGCGGAUGAUGGCAGGCGGAAUUGGGUCAGAAUCUUUACCCGAGUGGUCGAUAUAGACCGUAAGCAAGUGUUCAAUCUCAUCGAGUAGGUGGCUCGCCGUGUGGGCCUUCUCGACCAUGUACUUGAGCCUAUCCGCAUAUCGGGCUACAAUGAGGUCUGUAACGGCUUGCCAGUUUACAGCGUGAUUGUGGCCAUCUUGUCUCUCUGAGAUGACUAGAUUCAAGUCAGCUUUGAUUGAGGCAAGCUCUGCCUCCGUGGCAUCAGCAAGUCGUGGCAAAUCAGGUCGCUUUGGAUCCGGGUUUGUCAGGUUGAUGGGAUAGAAGAACGCCGAUACCAUGGAAGAGAAGUCGAUAGUUGUCCUGGAUGAUCCGAUGCCAUUGUAGCGCUCGGAAAGGGCGCGGAUGAACUCGAACUUGGCGACAGAACCAGCCCUCCCGUACUGGCCGUCCUGUGGAUGCGGUCGCUGUAGGGCUUGGAUCUGGUCGAGCCCGUCUUGAAAGUCACAGUGUAUGACCUCGAAACCAGCUUCCAUGCGUAUGAUACCAGAGAUAUUCCAGUAGUAGCACAUAUCACAGAGCUCGGAAGCCCGCCUCCUCUCGUCCAUCGGACCACCAGCUCUUUCUCCCACAUGCGGUGGCUCGUCCAUUGUGUAUAAUGUGGUCUUGUCAUUCCGGAGAAGAUAGUCCUGGGUAUCCAAAGUUCCCAUAGAGGUUUUACCACCGCUCAUCCCAUCAACGUAUAGGUAUCGUAACGGUCGAGUUGUGCGAUAGGUAUGAAGCCAUCCACCCUGCUGUUGCGUGUCGUCGAUGGGUUGUGGCGAUUCAGAAGAGAUCUCAUCGAUUAUGACCUUUUGCGGAUUGUUUUCUUCCCUCACAACCAUAGUUUUGAAGCCAUCUUGUAUCUUCAGCUUCACUGAUAAUGGUCCCUCGAUCGAACGGUGUCCAUCAGGACGAGGUGGACGGCCAUCAUCUGGAGGGCCCUUCCCUGGAGGGCCCCUUCCUGGAGGACCAUGUCUCCCACUUGCAAAGCCCUCAGCAUGUUCGAUCUCAUAGGCAAGCCACUCUGGACCCUGUGGUGACGUUUCGUUAUCGUUGCCAUGAUGGAAAAUGACGCCCUCCGGAACCGUGGCAAGAUAAAAGGACAUGCCGUUGUGGUGAAUAGACGAGCCCCAUUGUCUCAUGGCGUUGUUAACGGCAUUGAAAAUCUGAGGACCGCGGCUUUUUGCAACAUCCUGACUAGGUCCGAAGCCUUUUUCCAGAGGAGGGUUUGUUAUCCCAGCGUGGGCGAGACUCGAGGCGGCGAGCGCGGCGGAGAGGAUUCGAGACGUCAUGGUCCCGCCGGAGCUUUUGACUCCCUUAGAAAGAGAACGCACGCAGCAAGAUAACGCCAGAUUUUCACUUGAUCCAGAGGCAUGGGAAAGGACUCGACACGGCCGGAAGGGAAGAUCUUUUGGGUUAAGUCUUGGGAAUAC